This is a messenger RNA of Fulmarus glacialis (Northern fulmar), 1292 nucleotides long. RefSeq names its product NHL repeat containing 4 (gene NHLRC4). Gene Ontology annotation, biological process: proteasome-mediated ubiquitin-dependent protein catabolic process; negative regulation of translation; protein polyubiquitination. Lineage: Eukaryota; Metazoa; Chordata; Aves; Procellariiformes; Procellariidae. The record is from RefSeq and is a predicted model, not a curated record. The annotation marks the transcript as partial. Gene Ontology annotation, molecular function: ubiquitin protein ligase activity; protein binding; translation repressor activity. The transcript is spliced from 3 exons.
AUGGAGACGAGCCAGCAAAAGGAGAAGCUUCUGAAAACCAUCUACACCCUCCAGCUGAAGUCAAUUGCCACACUCCAAACAGCCAGCCCGCUGCUGAGCAGCCAGCUGAGCAGCCAGUGUGGCAUGGGCAUGGUGACGCAGCACCAAGUCCACCAGCUGGCGGACAAGGCCAAAAGCCUCUGUGGAGACCUGGACAACAUUAAGAACCUCCUCCACUAUUGCCAGGAUGACCUGGUCCGGCGGAUCCCCAACCCCACUGGCAGCCGCUAUGGGGGAGUAAGUGGAAUCCAUUGCUCCCUGGAUGGCUCCAUCUAUGUGACAGCCGAGAGCGCUCCCUGGGUCCACGUCCUCAGCAGCAGAGGCCAAACGCUGCAGUCCCUGCCCUGCCGGCAAAUGGGGAAGGAAAGCAGAACUUUCUUGCCAGAAGAUGUGACUGUGACUCAGACGGGAAUGGUAGCUGUAGCCGACAUGAUGAAUGGAGCCAUCUGGGUCUUCAACCCUCACACCAGUCUCUCCAAGGGGGAAUGGAUAAAGAUCAGAAAGGUUGGUUCCCCCAGGGGUAUUGGAGUGGACUCCAUGGGCAAGAUCUUGGUAGCAGACUAUGCACAAGGCCAAGUCCACAGCUUUGCUCUGGACCAUGCCUUCAAGACACUCAAUAUCCACUCAGUCCCCGACCUGCUGGGACCUCGCUACAUCAGUCCAGCGCCCCAUGGAGGCUUUGUGGUAAGUGAGGAGUGUGGAGACGUCAAGGUCUUCAUGAGCAGCCGUAAGCUCCUCUGCUCCCUCAGCAGCAAAUACGGACACCGGUUUGGCAACCCAGCUGGGGUCUGCGUUGACGUGGAUGGCAGCAUCCUGGUGGCAGAUGAGCAGCGCCGUACAGUCCACUUGUUCCCAGAGCGUGGGGCUCCGGUCUGCCUGGUGUCUGCAGGGCUGCGGAGGCCUGCCGGCGUGGCUUGCUCCUCCUUCGGGCACCUCUUUGUGGCAGAUGCAGGGGAGAACUGUGUCAAAGUCUUUAAGUACCGUGUGAGACCCCCUUACAGCCCCACCAACCCUGGGGCACCAUGUGAGUAUGACUGGAGGGAUAAGGCCAGGCCGGAGCUGGCAGCCAUGGUCUAUCUGGCACGCUGGGUUUGCAGCAGACUUCAGGAGAACGCCCACCCCUGUGGGGCCUGCGCCCCCCACCCCUACACCCACUCCGACCCCCUCAAGUUGCCCAGCGUCCUCCCCACCCAUGGGCCUCUGCCAGGCCAGGGGCCCACUGAGGCGGUGGGGCCGGGGGACAACGGGGUCCC